GGCUUCGUGGUGAUCUCAUGGCCAAAACAUACCUUCUUCAAGCAAUCCCCAAAGAAGUAUACGUUCUCAUUGACAACAUGCAAACAGCUAAGGAAAUGUGGGAUGAGAUAGAGAAGCUGCUCCAAGGCACAAGCAUCAGCCUUAAAACUAAGAAGACUACGAUUCUUAUUGCUUAUGACUCCUUCAAAGCAGGUCCAGGAGAACCAUUGAAUGAGACUUACAACAGACUCGUUCAACUGGUAAAUGAACUCAGAAAAAUCAAAGUAUUCAGGUCCAAUCUGGAACUGAAUAUUAGAUUUUUAUCCAGCCUGCAUCCUGCAUGGGAAAAGACAGUGAAGGAUGUCAGAUCUCGGAUAGAUUUGGACGAAAUUGACCUCUGCACACUCUACGAACAUCUGAAGCAAUUUGUCAACGAGGUUGCCUGUGCUGAGGAUCAUCACACCACAAACCCCUUAGCUCUUGUAAUGGAGGCUCAGCCAAGAAGGACAACCACUUCACUAAAGAAGAAAAAGAAGAAGGUGGUGGUUGAAUCAGAUGAUGAUGAUAGUGAUGAUGACAAAUCUGAUCUAGAGGCUGAGCUAGCAGACUUACAGAAGAAGAUGGCACUGCUUGCCAAAAGAUUUGCUAAGAAGAACAGCUCCUCCAACAAGCUGAGAACUUCCUCCUCAAACUACAAGCAGAAGAACCAUGAUCAAGGAUCUUCCAGAAAGGCGCCAUCAGCUGAAGACGCCCCCAAAUGCUACAACUGUGGUAAGGCUGGACAUGUCAUCAAAGACUGUCGCCUCCCAAAGAAGAAAGAUGCUAAUUUCUACAAGCAGAAGAUGCUGUGGAAUAAGCAGAAAAUGCUGAUGGUGCAGAAAGAAGAAGAAACUUCUGCUAUGAUUGCUGAGAAUGAGAACUGGGCAGAAGAUUCUUCUGAGGAGGAGGAGGAGGAAGACAAUUAUGCCCUUAUGGCACGAGUGGAGGAAGAUGAAAGAAAGGGUGAUGCUGCGAUCCCCGAAAGCGAAUGCUCAACAAGCUCUGGAAUGAAGUGAAGAAGGAAGGAGAAGAGAAGAAUGAGUGGAGGAAAAAGAGGAAGGAAAUCGCAGAUGGCAAAAAGAAAGUUUUUGAGAAUAAUGCCAGUCCUAGAUCUAGUUCUAUUUUUUACUCUAAAGUUAAUUGUAAUUCUGUCUCUACAAAACAAACUUCUAGUAGUUCAGUCUUGAGUCCCAAGCUGAAUAUUUCUGAGACAUCUUCUAGACAACGUUCUAUUUAUAAUACAA
Molecule: messenger RNA, 1262 nt
Organism: Cuscuta europaea
Lineage: Eukaryota; Viridiplantae; Streptophyta; Magnoliopsida; Solanales; Convolvulaceae
Source: the annotation of a GenBank genome assembly